Molecule: messenger RNA, 2496 nt
Organism: Penicillium macrosclerotiorum
Lineage: Eukaryota; Fungi; Ascomycota; Eurotiomycetes; Eurotiales; Aspergillaceae
Exons: 3
Coding region: 1-2496 (831 amino acids)
Biological process (GO): endoplasmic reticulum to Golgi vesicle-mediated transport; mitotic spindle assembly checkpoint signaling
Cellular component (GO): RZZ complex
Source: RefSeq, a predicted model, not a curated record
AUGUCCCGUCAGGCCUCCGAGGACGAGUUGUGCCAGGCGGUCCUCAAUUUUGUCACCGACGGCGCCUAUCCAGAGGAGACCCUGGUGGCCGCCCAAUUCCCUGCGGCAGCUCUGACGAAGGAGCUGGAGCUCAUUUCCAAGGCUCGCAAGCAGGUUGAGGACGAAAUUAGCUCACUGAGCCGUGAGAAUACCACCUUCGAUGCCGAUGACUGGAUUAUCCAAGCGAAGCAACUGCAUGCGGAUAUCGAGCGCUCGCGAGUCACUGCACGGGAGAUUGUCGCCCAGCAUGAGCAGACUAAACCAUUGCGAUCAAAAGUGGAGGAUGCAAGCGCGAAAGUGGGCUUGAUCGAAACGGAGAUCGCGUUCAACCAGGCCGUGACCGACACGCUCGAGGAGGUACAGCGACUAUGCCAGCAGCUGGAGAGCGGACGAGCAGCUCUUGCGACUGGUCAGAUUUCGGCAGCCAUCAAGCAGUUGGAGUUGAUCGAUGGGGCGAUUGGAAGCGAUACGAACUUCGCGCACACCAACGUCAUGGGCAUACUUUCGACAGAGGUCGCACGCUUGCGUCAAGAGAUAGAAGAUGCACUGCGCCUGCGCUGGAGCAAACAAUUGAACGUUGAUCGGCAAAAGGGCGAAUUUCAAAUCACCAAGGGUGAUGCGGCAGAUUCUUUGGAUGAUACGAUCGAGGCCCUGUCUCGAUUGGAGAUUCUACCUUCUGCCACUGAUAAAUUCCUGAGAGAUCUUACUUCUAUUAUCAUUGACCCUAUACUAUUACCACGGGCAGAUGGUAGCAGCCGUGGUGUCUCGGUAACCGACGCGAGCGUUCAUCUUGAACCUGAUUAUUCAAUAACCACCGUCUCUGAAACUUUGAAUCAUGUCGCCGAGGUCUUGAGCCAUUUGCGGCAGAACCUUCCUCCAUCCAUUUCGGUCGGGCUUUCACAGACACUUGUUUCAGCUGUUGCUUCGAAGGCAAUAUCCGGGCGGUUGUCUUCUGUAAUCCCAACCACCCUCGCUGGUCUGGACGAAUUUGAAAAAACCCUAGACCAUGUCUUGCAAUUUACAAAAACUAUUGAGUCUUGGGGGUGGACUGGUCAAGAGGAGCUGGUGUCGUGGGUCAAUCAAGCUCCUCGUCUGUGGUUGACACAGCGUCGUGUCGAUUCGCUUGACCGUGUCCGCAAGAUUCUCGCUGCUAGCAAGGGCUCAACCAUGCAAGUGGAAUGGGUAGAAAAGGAGGUUUUUGAAGCCGAUGAAGCUUUAUUGCAGAAUGCCACGGCCGAUGAUGAUUGGGAUGUAAAUUGGGACGAUGACAAAGAGGAACAGGAAGCUACUACGCAUGAGAAGAAUGCGCAGUCCGAAGACGAUGAGGAGGAUGUUAGUGCAUGGGGCCUUGAUGAUGCUCAGGAAGAAUCUAAACCCGACAGCAUGGGUCCAAUUGAAGACGAUGGCGAUGGCGAUGAUGCUUGGGGUUGGGGCGAAGAGGAUGAGGAAGAUAAGGGCGAGAAAAACCCAGAAUCUGAAGACACGGCGAGCUUAAAACCUGCAAAUGGUGAAAAGAUUGCCACUUCCUCUGCUCCCAGAGAGGUGACUCUGAAAGAGGUCUACACUGUCACUGAUAUCCCUGAUUCGGUCCUUGGCAUAAUCCAACAACAAAUUACCGACUCGAAAAAUAUUUCACAACCCCCAUAUUCGACUUCUCGUGUUGCAUCGUCUGGCGCUGGCCUGCUUGCGCUACCCACCUUGAUUUUGGCUAUGUUCAAAGCCACCUCGUCCACUUUCUAUUCUCUGAAACUUGAAUCCGGACAGAUGUAUCUUUACAAUGAUACUCUCUAUCUUGCUGGCCAAGUUCGUGAAUUGGUAGAGCGAUACGAGUUGUCCAGGCUCGGCUCGGAUGUGGAAGCUCUGGAGAAGUUUGGGAAGUUUGCCUACAGCAAGGAGAUGCAAACUCAGAGCACCAUUGUUACAGACCUUCUAGAUGGUGCACAGGGCUUUGGUCAAUGUUCUCAGCAGCCAUUCAAGACGGAAUGCGAAAAUGCCGUGAGCGCCACUGUUGACCGGAUACGAGACGUCUACAAAGAGUGGCAGCCGAUCCUGUCACACUCCGCCCUGCUUCAAUCAAUAGGCUCUCUGCUCUCUACGGUGAUCAAUAAGAUCAUUAUUGAUGUUGAAGAUCUAGGGGAUAUCUCUGAAGAUCAGUCCAAGCAGUUAGUCGCAGUCUGCAACCAAGUCACCAAGCUCGAAAACCUAUUCAUGCCCAAGACGACCGGCGACGCUGAAGCUGUUCCAAUUACUGCCGUUUAUGUUCCAAACUGGCUCCGGUUCCAGUAUCUUAUUAACAUCUUGGAAAGCUCGCUGGCCGAUAUCAAAUUCCUUUGGCUCGAGGGCGAAUUGGGCCUAGAAUUCUCCAUGGAUGAAGUGAUUGAUUUGAUUGAAGCACUGUUUGCUGAGUCUGACUAUCGCCGUCGAGCCAUUGCAGAUAUUCGACGAGCCCCCCGAUGA